Molecule: messenger RNA, 888 nt
Organism: Mangifera indica (mango)
Lineage: Eukaryota; Viridiplantae; Streptophyta; Magnoliopsida; Sapindales; Anacardiaceae
Exons: 3
Coding region: 1-888 (295 amino acids)
Biological process (GO): regulation of transcription by RNA polymerase II
Molecular function (GO): RNA polymerase II cis-regulatory region sequence-specific DNA binding; protein dimerization activity; DNA-binding transcription factor activity, RNA polymerase II-specific
Source: RefSeq, a predicted model, not a curated record
AUGACUCUAUUCGCUAAGGACGGCCAAUGGCCAAUAGUUGAGGCGGAGAUAGUCGGAAUAGCAAAUUGGAAAUAUGCGGUUCAGAUUUUACCGUUGCCGGCUGACGCCGCGAAGAAAGAAAUCAAAAUCGCGGAAGGAAGAAAUUCAGAAAAUCAGGAAAUGUUGUCAAAUUCAAUGGCUCCCUCAAAUUCAAGACAAUUCAACAAGCGAAAAUUAACGUUGAAGAAGAAAGCUCAGCAGCUGCAGACACUGAGCGAUGUCACGGUGUGCAUGGUGUGCUUCGACGCCGACGGCAAGGUCACCACGUGGCCGGAGGAAAAAUCUCAGGUUCAUGAAAAGAUCAUCAACUACAAAUUAGCUCAAGCCGGUGAGGGAUCAAAAGAGAAGCUCAAGAGUAACCUAAACCUUUUAGGUUUCUUGGACAGCAAGAAACGAAAAAUCCAGAAAUCAAAGAAGAAGGAUAUUGGGAAUUUGUUUGCAACGUGGGAAGCGAACUUGAACAAAUUGCAGGAAAAGGAGCUGGUGGCUCUGUGUAAUUGCUUGGAGUUGAAGUUGUGGGGCGUAAGAGAGAAGAUUAAGGUGCUGACGAAAAUGAAGGAAAAGGGCAAAGCAAUUCAAGUUUACAAUAACAAUGGAGAUAAGCAAAAGCUUAAUUUGGAGAGUGUUUUUCCAUCGCCAUGUGGAUUUUACAGUCACAGUGAAGGUUGGUGGAGGUGUAACAGUGAGAAUUUUGUUCCUUGGGGAGGAUAUUGUAAUGAAAAUAUUGGUUUUGUGGGAGAGAGUAGUAAUUGUGAUAAGAUUUUGAAUCCUGUUGAUUCCAUGGUUUAUCAAACACCAUUGCAUGAAGCUCUGCCGAUGUCCAUUAGGCAAUCUCCAUGGCCGUUCUGA